AUGGAUCCCCAGAGCGUAGCUUUCCAGCCGCGCGACGAUUUCUGGCGUUUUCAAAGCGAAAUGCUCCGAGUGCAGGAGAAUCAAGCCGACCUCGCUGAUCGCGUCGCUCGCCUUGAGCGCAAGCAUGAAGACGAUUCACGCCUGAAGAACGUCUGGGGAACUUCAUCACCCUUCCCUUCGGUGUUGGGAGGGACACCCCAACAGGUUCCCCUGCAGCAGCCAACCGCCGAGCAUUUCACAAACUUUGACGAUCAGUCCAGCAACCUCAUCGGCAACCUUCAGCUCGAUGCUGAUGAGGAGCCCCGCCGUGUAGGCGCCACAUCCCGUGCGAAUAGUGUUCGCUUCGAUGAGACAGCCAACCACGGACACUGGGCACAUGCAUCGAGGUCAUCGCUGGAUCUAAUACCCCGCACUGGCAGCGGCAUGGGCGGACACGUCAUGAGUGAGCGCAGCUAUUCUCACAAGUCAGAUGGAAGGCAAAGCUCUGCUGGUCACUCAGUACAUUCCAUCGCCUCUGGUCGCGCGAACAGCCUCACUAGCUUUGGGCCGACAACGCCUCAAGACGCCCCAGGACUGGCUCCUGGCUUGUUCAUUCUCGGCUCCGUCCCUGCCAUAAUACGUUGCUGGCUCAACACUAACUUCAAGCACGAUACCCUAUUGUAUGCAGCAGUGUGUUCAGGCUCAUAUACAUCCUAUCUGGACUCCUAUAUGGUCGAGCACCUAGGCUUCCAGGACCGAGUCGUUAUAGAUGAGGAUGGUGCCCGGAAAAUCAAGCUGUCCGUAUAUCUCCCAGAGGCCGUGCCUAUCUCAGCGUCCUCGCGAUCCGACAGCCCGACGCCGCAGCUUCCUUCGGUGGGCGUGAAUUUCACUGUCAUCAAGGAGCACAAUGCUGAAGUCAACCCAAAGGCCAUCCAGAUCUUCCUUGGCAGCGACAUGCUUCGAGAGCAUAAUGCCGAUCUUCUUUUUUCUUCUAGCCAACUAACUCUCUAUGAUGAUGACCGCAGCAAGCUUCAGAUACCACUUGUGCGCCCGGAAGAUGAUCGCGCUUUCAAAUCUUUGCGCACUAGCGGUGCUUCCACGGCGAACCUGAACCGUACAACUUCUGCUCUUGCUUCAACGCAAUCGAAUCACAUGACCGAGAUUUCCGAUACUUCAGCAACUCGCGAUCUUUAUCCGUCGGCUGAGAAGUCGAAUAGCCAAGGCCUGACGACUAACUCUGACGAUGGCGGGUCAAGUGGCUGUGGGAGUCUUGAACAGCGUCCACAGUUCGGCCUUUCAACAUCAAGUCGCUCUGACAUCAAAGAUGCUCAAGAAUCAGGCCCCGCCAGCGGAGCGCCCCGCUCAGGAGCAUCGCCAGCUAUCUGGAGCAAUUGGCGCCGCGAUCAGGCGGAGAAAGCAAACACGGGCUCUCUGGAUUGGGCUAAUGUGGGUAAAACCACCAGCUCGAACCCCAGCUACCAGCGACGUGAUACUGGUAUCAAAGUAUUGAAGCCAUCUAGAUCGACACGUACCUUGUCGACGUCAAACUCAUCGCCAGUCACAGGACAGUCACGCUUCUUCGAUGAUGGAAAGCGAAGAAGCGAGGGCGAAACGAACAGCAAUCCAGCACCUCCUCAGCGGAAGAUCGUGGUCCCGCCAAAAGAUUCGUCCAACCCCGACGGCAGCCAUUCACCGAAUGUGGGAAGCGUCGGUGUAGGGUCCCCUCGCUCCUCCCCGCAACCCUCAGCAUCACCACCGCGAUAUCUGCCACCGCACCUGCACGACGAAGUUCUAGUUGACGCUCCCGACUCUGGUAGUCUUGCCGCAAGGGACAACAACUAUACUGGGGCAAGCUCACCCAGCGAAGCCUACGCCAACCUUACCCUCGACAGCCGCGAGGGCUCCUUCACCGAUCUCGACCGCACACGUACCGCCGAACAACACCCACAAAGACCCCCUCCACGGGCAUCUUCACCCGCUAAGCGCCUCCAUUCGGACAUGGACGACAAGACGGACGCCGACAGCACACGCAGCAACGACGCGCAGUCAGGCUCCCGAGCCAAUAAGCCCCUACCUACAGGAACAUCACAGCGCAGCGCGCGCGCAACUUCGGUAGAGAUGGCCGAUGCGCCCAAUGGUAGCAGCCUCAACGGCGACGGUGACGCCUCUUCACGUACGGAUGUCCCCAGCAUCGACGAGCAGGUGACUCGCGUUAUGGGCAUGAUGUCCACCGAACCCCUGGUGGACCGGCAAGAGGGUUAUGUCAUCUCUGAGCAGUGGUUAGAGCGCGUGUGGGCCAGGACGUCGGAAAACAUAAGCAGGCCAAACGACUUCAGUAAAGACGCAACCGAGGGCCCAGUCGGCGCGGUGGAUAAUUCGCAUCUUGUCGACACGGAACUGAUGCACGAGGACCUGGUCGACCAGCACGGAGAAGACUUUGUACCGCUCAGCAAGGCGGCGACGUUGGGCCAAGAUUUUGAGAUCUUGCCCCGCAAAGCAUGGGAGUUGGUGCAAAGCUGGUACGGGCUUGAGAAGUCAAGUCCCAUCAUACGGCGGUACGCCCACAACACGGUACCAGGGGGAGUCAGCGAGGAUAUCUCUUACGAACUGCACCCUCCCAUUUUCACAAUCCGAAAAGUGCGAAAAUCUCCGAGUUCUACCGACAGCAGCAAACCGGCCGUAAAGAUCGUUGCGAGCAGAUACGAGAGUUUCGUUGCCUUCAUUGAAGCUGCGAAAAAGGCCGCCGGCAUUGACCUCAGCAAUAAAGUCCGCAUUUGGCGUAUCCUCACACCUGCUCCUACAGAUCAGCCGCAGCCAUCGCAGCCCUCUGGCAUUUUGACCCCGGACGCGUCCCCUCGCAACGGAUCUCCUGUGGCGCCGGCACCCACCCAACGGCCUACGCUUGUCAUGGGCGUCGAGAGCUUCAAUGGUCUUGCCUUUGGAUCGGAGCGCGAGCUAGUAACCGGCAAAGAUGAGAAAGAGAAUGAGACUUCUAACGAGGACCUUACUCUGGCUGAUGCUGGUCUGACCCAGGACCAAAUCAUCGUGCUAGAGGAACAUGACGAAAAGGGCGAAUACAUAGCAGACACCACCAAAGCGGCGUCUAAGAACAAGACUAGCGCUCUAGUUGGUAAGAGCAACUCGAACAGCGGUAGGAGUACUCCAACGGGAGGUCCGGUGACGCGCGGAAGGAAGCAAAAUGGCAAAGUUCGUGGCCACGUUGGGCUUACAAACCUCGGCAACACAUGUUACAUGAACUCCGCUCUCCAAUGUCUACGGAGUGUCGAAGAGCUGAGCAUGUACUUUCUGAACAACAAAUGGAAAGACGAGGUCAACGUGGACAAUCCCAUCGGCUUCAAAGGUGUCAUCGCCAAGUCGUAUGCUGGGCUGCUAAGCUCUAUCUAUGGCCUUGACAACAGCUCCUCUGUCUCGCCCAAGGACUUCAAGCUCAAGCUAGGCAGGGCCAACCCUAUGUUCUCUGGCUAUGGACAGCAGGACUCUCAAGAGUUCGUCAGCUGGCUGGUCGAUGCACUCCACGAAGACCUUAAUCGUAUUCAGAAGAAGCCUUACCGAGAGAACCCUGACUCUGAUGACAACACCUUCCGCGACCCAGAGGCAGUCAAGCGACUUGGCGAGAUUUACCGGGAGAACCAUCGGGCACGUAACGACUCCGUAGCCAUGGAUUUAUUUAGUGGAUUUUACAAGAACACCAUGGUUUGCCCGGAUUGCGAGAAGGUCAGCAUCACUUUCGACCCUUACAGUCAGCUUACCUUGCAGUUGCCGGUAGAGCAGUCUUGGUCUCAUACCAUCACGUAUGUGCCACUCUUCGGAAAGCCCGUUCAAAUCGAGCUCGAUGUUGACAAGAACACUACAAUCAAAGCCUUGAAGGAAUUCGUCGGUAAGCGCGGUGGGGGCGUUCCGGCUAACCGCAUAAUGGCGUCGGAGGUCUACAGUCACAAAUACUAUCGUCACUUAGACGAUGCGUCAUCAAUAGCGGAGUCGAACAUUGGCGCGCGGGACGACAUCUAUUUCUAUGAAUUAGAAAUGGCUCCUAGCAACUGGCCCGCACCCAAGAAGAAGGGCUCGAAGUAUCGUGUGAUGCUUUCUCAGUCCUCCGAUGAGGAGAUCCCAGAAACGGUUUCACCACUUCACGACCGCGUUGUAUUCCCAAUGUUCCACCGUAUACCAAGUCAGUCUGCAUAUAGGGCUACAGGACAGUCUAUGGCAUUAUGGCCCAGCUUUAUCGUUCUCACUAGGGAGGAAGCGAAAGAUUACGACAUGAUCCUUAGAAAGGUUUUGGCUAGAAUUGCUGGAAUGACUACCCGCCCAAUUCUCAGUGAGCUUAGUGGGCCAGACCAAUCGCGCCCUGGGUCUGAUGUUGUGCUGACAACAGAAGAAGAUGCGUCACCAAACGAUCCACAAGUCAAAGACGGAUCUGUUGAAGGCGAGGACAUGGUCGAGGUUACAAUGACGGAUGCAAAGGACACGCCUAUCGCUCAAGCUAACGAGGUUGAUGAGAUUCCUGAAGUGCUCCGACCGGGCAGUUACAUCCAUCCGGAGUUUAGGAACCUGUUCGAGAUGAAGCAUACCAGGAAGAGCUCCGAGAUCGUCACUACUGGCUGGAGUACCGUCGAUUAUUCAAAACCACUUGAGCCUAUUUCGAAAAGAAUCAAGAUACCGCCAUCUCGAGAGGAAUCUGUACAAUCGUCCGCUGCUGGAAGCGAGACUACUUCUAGCGAUGAAGACGAGGAUGCGUCCCAGUCCACGGUCGUUGAUGCUGACGCAGCGAUCGAUGCAGCCAAUGUUAGUAGCGACGAGGAAAUGCAGUCGAUCGAGCCAGAAGCACCAGAGUUCGCACGAUCUGGCCGUCAGAACAAGAAGAAAAGUAAGAAAGCACGGAAACACGAGCGCAAGAUGGAGCGAAAACACAAAAACAAUAAGAACUUCAAGAACAAGAAGGCAGGCAAGAUGCCAGACCAACCGAACUAUCCCGAUGAUCCUGAAGACGAAUCUGACGAAAGACUACUUCGAAUGGGCGAGGCUCUUGUCCUUGAUUGGGAUUCUAAGGCUUAUGACGCUCUGUUCGGGGCCACAACGGCGGACGAUCCUAGGGGUGCGGACGCCAUGAAGUUCAUUGAACUCCUCGAUGACCCAGAGCUCCAAGAGAAGAAGGAGAAGCGUGCAGCCCGCCGGAAGCAUGGCAUCAACCUCGAUGAGUGUUUCAACGAAUCCUCCAAGAGCGAAGUGCUCUCGGAAGACAACGCAUGGUACUGCAGCCGUUGCAAAGAACGGCGUAGGGCAACAAAGACACUCGAGAUCUGGACCGUUCCCGACAUUCUCAUCAUACACCUCAAGCGCUUCAGUGGAGCGAGAAACUUCCGAGACAAGAUUGAGGAUCUGGUCGACUUUCCUGUAGAGGGAUUAGACUUGUCUGGCAAAGUCGGCUUCCCUGAGAACAAGGAUCUUACCUAUGAUCUAUUCGCCGUCGACAACCACUUCGGUGGACUUGGAGGUGGUCAUUACACAGCCACUGCUCAGAACUUCUUCGAUAAGCAGUGGUACGACUACAAUGACUCAAUAGUGAGCAAAUGCGAAUCAGGCAGGAAAGCUGUAUCGAGAUCAGCCUACCUUCUGUUUUACCGACGCCGUUCGCCUGUCCCUUUAGGCCCCCCCUCCCUUCAGCAGAUCGUAAGCGCCGACAUCAGCAACCCCGACUCUGACGAAGACAACGACGCAGAAAUUCGCUCCCGCUCACCGGCGGGAAACGGCUUGCGCCUCGGCGAUUCGUCCCGCAAUGGGUCGUCGAGCGCUGGCGCAGUCGCAGCGGGAGCCGUAGCCCUGCGCGGGGGUGGUUAUCCGCGCUCAGCAGCCGCGAACCGUCCAAAGAACGAAGUCGCAGCCGCGAGCCCGAGUGAUGACGAAGAUGAGCUACCGGCCUAUGGUGAAGAUGAGGGUUAUGCUGACGAUGUCCCUUACAACACCAACACUAACAUCUGGGAGGAUACCGAUCAGCCGGCCUGGAGCUUCAACGGCCUCAAUAGCACAGGCUUGGGUGGUCGCAACAACGACUCCGACGACGACGGCAUCCCAUCUGAUACUGGCGCUCUGGGUUCAGAGGCUGAUGGCGACUUGGGCGAUAGGCUCUUGGAGGACUUUGGUGACGACGGUGCGGUCAAGAGUGGUUGGGGUGGCGUUGGUACACCUGUUACGCAGCAGGACGACGAGGUUGCCGAAAUCCGGCUAGUUGAACCGCUGCACGGCAGCUGGUAUCUUCUCGCCUUCUUCAGCUAA
Molecule: messenger RNA, 6270 nt
Organism: Alternaria atra
Lineage: Eukaryota; Fungi; Ascomycota; Dothideomycetes; Pleosporales; Pleosporaceae
Exons: 7
Coding region: 1-6270 (2089 amino acids)
Biological process (GO): protein deubiquitination
Molecular function (GO): cysteine-type deubiquitinase activity
Source: RefSeq, a predicted model, not a curated record